CAACCCCGAUACACUUCAUCCUUUUUCACACUCAUAUCUCUCAUUCCCUAUCUUUACCCCACGACUCCUUGACCACAUCGCAAGCCCUGUCUCCGUAUUCAGAUACCCCCCUCUAAGUCCAGCCCGCCAGACGCAGUUCACAUCCCCCCUCCCCCACCCAAAAAAAACACCGCAAUCAUGUCCGAAAUCGAAAAGGUCCUCACCACCGCAGCCCCGCCGCCCCUGCCGCAGUUCUCCCAGGCCAUCAAGUACAACGGCAUGGUCUACUGCUCUGGCAGUAUCGGUAUCCUCACCGACAGGCCCGGCAUGGUGCAGGCCGAGGGCACCGUCAAGGACCGGACCCGCCAAGCCCUCAAGAACCUCGCCGCCGUCCUCGAGGCCGCGGGCAGCAGCCAACGCAACAUCGUCAAGGUCAACGUCUACAUCACCAAGAUGACCGACUUCGCCAUCAUGAACGAGGCCUACGAUGAGUUCUUCACCUGGGACCCCAAGCCCGCCCGUACGUGCGUCGCUGUGUACCAGCUGCCGCUGGGCACCGACGUCGAGAUCGAGUGCACGGCGUUCCUUAACAAGCCUGCCCAGAAGCUGUAGAAUCCCCCCCCCCCCCCCCCGCCACCGGGCCUGUCAUCCGUCAAUGAAUUGUGUGUUUUGAGCAAAGGAAUUGAGAAUCGGUUAUCGAACAUUUGUCUGUACAUAUGUACUCGGCCCGUAGUGGGUGCAUGGAAAACAUACUCCCGCCUUGGUUUGGCUUGUACACUCGCAAAAAAGUCUAUAAAACCACCUUUUCCCCACCUUCGUCCCCGCGUAACCGAUGCGAUAAUGCACAACCCUCCUAACGCCGGAUAAUAAAUACACAAGGCCCUUCCAGCGUCAUCGUGUCUUCAUCAAGCCACCCUA
Messenger RNA from Colletotrichum destructivum, 897 nucleotides. RefSeq names its product Putative YjgF/YER057c/UK114 family, RutC-like superfamily protein. The record is from RefSeq and is a predicted model, not a curated record. Gene Ontology annotation, cellular component: mitochondrion; cytosol. The coding region runs from base 178 to 591 and encodes 137 amino acids. Gene Ontology annotation, molecular function: deaminase activity. Lineage: Eukaryota; Fungi; Ascomycota; Sordariomycetes; Glomerellales; Glomerellaceae. The transcript has 3 exons.